UAUUUUAAGAAUUGAAUAUGGUAUUAAAAAUAAAUUGUAUCAAAUCAAAUUGAAUCUUCUUAUUGGUUAGAAAUUUUUAUCAUGAUUUAUUUAUUUUUUAUAGGGAACAAGAAAAUGGCUAACGAACAAUACUAGAUAUCGUUUUUUUUUUCAUGAUAGAUUUGAAUGGUGUUGGAAAUAAAGUAGUUCUCUUGGGUUUGAUGUGGAUAUCAUGCUGUUUACUACAAAGAUGGUCCGUGGAACUUCAGCUUGGCUAUAUAGAACAGAUGUUACAGACAAAUGAUGAGAGUCAGAGACAUAGCCGAGUACAAGCACAAGAUUCAACUCAUCACCAACAACAGACUGCAACAGAGAAUUUGGGUUUCAGAAUGCAGUUGAGAGGUAUCAUAAGCUACCUGAGAGUAUGUUCUUUGGUUCAAGCUGAAGAAUGGAUCAAAUGUGUUGAGAUUAUCAAUAAAGAGCUGCAUUCUAUACCGGAUCAACUACAGGAUCAAGUCCAGUAUAUAAGAGCCUUCUGUCUAUAUCACCAUGGCAACUUCACUGAAGCGCUAGAUGCCUGUCAGCGACUGACUGAGAUUAUCUCCAAAGAUGGUGUCUCUGUCCAAGUAUACAACCUUAUGGGAUGCUGUCUUAGGCAAAUGGGAAAACCUCAUAUGGCACAGCAGCAGUUCAGGAAAGCUCUUGCAAGCUGUUCAGUCAUUCCACCACUGUCCCUCUUCAACCUGUCUGUUACCUAUAGAGAUCUGGGGGAUGAAGACGCAGAAAUGAAAUCUCUCCAUCUCUUAGUAAAGGCCCUUGCGUUAGACCAGACUGCAGAUGAGAAUGGAGACGAUACCUUUAUCAGUCCUAGUCCUGCAUGGCCAGCAGUGCUGCUACUUCCAGUUUCUUGGACAAAGAGGAAGUCUAAUUUUCCCAUACAAUCCUUUGAUUAUUGGACAGGGGUCUACAUCCUGGCAAAGCGUAGCCAUGAUCUCAACCAGACUGACAUUGCUGUUGAUAUGUUUAUGGCCUUACUCUCUGACGUUGGACUACUUGAAAACGGCUCUCUGGCCUUUGAUAGAGGCAGCCGAGGUAAUUCACUCCUGCCUCCUCUGAAAACCAUUUAUUUGGAUGCUGCCACUGCCCUCCUGAAGGCAGGCAAAACCCAGGAAGCACUGGCGGUGUGUGAUAAACUCCUGUCCAAAUCGUCUCUUCUCCAACAUGACAACAUACCAGAUUCAUCCUCUGAGAUGGAUGAUGAUGAAACCAAGAGGUCAUCCCGCAGGUUCCCUUUCUUGGUGCCAUGUGCAACACCGUCUUCCGAGGAGCGUUCCAAGGCGGAGAGGAGCUCACACCCAGUCAACCAAGGAGGCGGGGAUGGUAGGGAUGGGAGUAUACCUGGAUGCAGCAGUGGUUCCGGUGGACAUCACACCCUUGGACAUGGUAUUAAUGUUGGCCAUCAUGGUACUGGCAUGCAAGGUCAAAGCGGUUCUGGGGACACUGUAGGCAGAAGGAAGAGGCAGCGGGAGCAGAAUGAGACCUUGGCAGUCACAGGAACAUCCUCAUCAACACUUGAAAACCAAGUCCACAUUGACAGUAGCAAUUCUGAUAGUGGAAGACAAGAGAAGGAAGAGGAUGAAAUCUACACCGCACAUGCCCUGAUACUGCAAGCACAUUGCCUCUUCAAGGAACAUAAAGCCGAGCUGGCCAUGACAGAAGUUGAGUGUGCUUUGGGAAUCUUGCAGACCAGUAUAGCGGAAAGAGUCGAGGAUGGCCAAAGGAUAGAGGAGAAUGAGGGCACAGAUGAUAUCAGCAAGGCUAAAAGGAGAAGAAUCGAUUCAGUAUCAGAUGGCCUGAAAAUACCAGACAAUAUAGGAAGCUCCCUAUUCGACAGUCAGUCAACGCAGUCAUCAAUCCUGAAAUCUAUUGCAUAUCAGCUCAAAGCAUCAAUUUUAAUGAGUCAGAAUCAGCCACACGAUGCAAUGAAAGUCGUCUUGCAAAGCCUCCACUGCUUUCCCAGUAAUACAGAUUCCUUGAGGACCCAUGCAGUAAUCCUGGAGAAGCUAAAUAGAAAGGGUGAAGCUGUCAAAGCUUGGUCCAGACUAAAAGAAGCCAAAGCAGCGUCUGGGAAGGUCCACUCCCUCUCAUCAUUGUACAAUGAAACCUGCCUACAAAGACCAUGCAGUAAUCCUGGAGAAGCUUGAUAGAAAGGGUGAAACUGUCAAAGCUUGGUCCAGACUAAAAGAAGCCAAAGCAGCAUCUGAGACGGUCAACUUCCUCUCAACAUUAUACAAUGAAACCUGCCUAGAAAGACCAUGCAGUAGUCCUGGAGAAGCUUGAUAGAAAGGGUGAAACUGUCAAAGCUUGGUCCAGACUAAAAGAAGCCAAAUCAGCAUCUGGGACGGUCCACUCCCUCUCGUCAUUGUACCCUGAAACCUGCCUACAAAGACCAUACAGUAAUCCUGGAGAAGCUAAAUAGAAAGGGUGAAGCUGUCAAAGCUUGGUCCAGACUAAAAGAAGCCAAAUCAGCAUCUGGGACGGUCCACUCCCUCUCAUCAUUGUACCCUGAAACCUGCCUACAAAGACCAUACAGUAAUCCUGGAGAAGCUAAAUAGAAAGGGUGAAGCUGUCAAAGCUUGGUCAAGACUAAAAGAAGCCUCUGGGACGGUCCACUCCCUCUCAUCAUUGUACAAUGAAACCUUACUACAAAGACCAUGCAGUAAUCCUGGAGAAGCUUGAUAGAAAGAGUGAAACUGUUAAAGCUUGGUCCAGACUAAAAGAAGUCAAAGCAGCGACCGGGACGGUCGACUCCCUCUUAUCAUUGUACAAUGAAACCUGCCUAGAAAGACUAUACAGUAAUCCUGGAGAAACUUGAUAGAAAGGGUGAAGCUGUCAAAGCUUGGUCCAGACUAAAAGAAGCCAAAGCAGCGUCUGGGACGGUCCACUCCCUCUCAUCAUUGUACAAUGAAAGCUGCCUAGAAAGACAAUGCAGUUACCCUGGAAAGGCUCAAUAGAAAAGGUUAAACUGUCAAAGCUUGGUCAAGACUGAAAGAGCCAGAGCAGGCUCUAAGGCCGUCCAGCUUCUGUCAUCAUUGCACAAUGAAAUUUCCAUACCAAGACCAAGGGGAACAGUUGUAGUUGUGUAAUUUCGACAGGAAGUCUUUAUUGACGAAUUCCGUCAGUGUGUGCUCCCAUAAGAAACCAUCUAUUACAGGCAAAUAACUGGUUUACAAACUGAUUUUAGAAGAAAAAGCAUUUUGCAUAUUUCUUAAUUCUGAAAAAAAGAUAGCAUAACCUUAUUUUUGGUUGAGAAUAAUUGUAAUCACUAAUAUCAAAACUUUUAAUAAUCGAAUUAUACCCAAAAAGGAAAAGAAAUCAAAUAGGGGAAAAGGAGAGAACUGCAUUCAAUUUUUUAUGCCAAAACAAGUGUAAUUGAUGAAAAUAAAUUCAUAAUAUGGAUGUGCAUUAGCCUGUAGUUUUAUACAUAUGAUGUUUAGUGUUCAUUUAAAUAGAAUAAACAGUUGACAAAA
Molecule: messenger RNA, 3509 nt
Organism: Lytechinus pictus (painted urchin)
Lineage: Eukaryota; Metazoa; Echinodermata; Echinoidea; Temnopleuroida; Toxopneustidae
Exons: 10
Coding region: 153-2183 (676 amino acids)
Biological process (GO): interstrand cross-link repair
Cellular component (GO): Fanconi anaemia nuclear complex
Molecular function (GO): protein binding
Source: RefSeq, a predicted model, not a curated record